AUGGAAGUGGACGGCGAGGCUGCUGCAGCAGCAGCAGUUGCAGCAGAUGCUGCACCAGCCCCAGCGCAUACCGCCCGCAGCAGCAGCAGCAGCAGCAGCAGCGAACAUCUGCAGCUGCCUGCUUCGCAUGUGCAGCGCAUAGUGAAGCAGCAGCUAGCAGCAGAAGGCCUCCGCGCAGACAGAAGAGCUGCUGCUGCUCUUGGCCGCUGCGCUGCACUCUUUCUAGUUUAUGUUGCAGACGCUGCUGCUGCUGCAGCAGCAGCAGCAAAACGCCAAACCACUGACGCCCGCGAUGUCAUUGAGGCCCUCUUGCUGCUGGGGUUCCCAGAAGUGGCUGAAGAAGUGCAGCAGCAGCAGCAGCAGCAGAAGCAGCAGAAGCCGCAGCAGCAGAAGCAGCAGAAGCAGCAGCGGAAAGACGAGCUCAUCGAUCUAGAGGAGGAAGUGGAAGCAGCCCCAUUAGCAACACCUGCAGCAGCAGCAGCAGCAGCGGCAACAACAGCAGCAGCAGCAGCAGACACAGCUGCUUACAGCUCAGAAGCAAUCCUAGAAAGCUUCGAGUUUGAUGCAGAUCGUCUAGAUGAAAUUGCUGCUGCUGCUGCAGCAAAAGCAGCAGCAUUAGGAGGCCCAGGGGCCCCAGUAGCGCCCACUGUGCCUCUUGCUGCUGCAGCAGAAACAAAUGAGCGCAGCAGCAGCAGCAGCAGCAGCAGCAAUGAUGCUGCGGUGCAUGCAGACACGUUGGCCGAGCUGAUAGACGAAAGUUUAGAAAUGUAA
Eimeria tenella is the source of this 771-nucleotide messenger RNA. RefSeq lists its product as uncharacterized. Gene Ontology annotation, biological process: leading strand elongation; DNA damage response; heterochromatin formation. The transcript has a single exon. The record is from RefSeq and is a predicted model, not a curated record. Lineage: Eukaryota; Apicomplexa; Conoidasida; Eucoccidiorida; Eimeriidae. Gene Ontology annotation, cellular component: CHRAC; epsilon DNA polymerase complex. The coding region runs from base 1 to 771 and encodes 256 amino acids. Gene Ontology annotation, molecular function: chromatin DNA binding; protein heterodimerization activity.